Messenger RNA from Acanthopagrus latus (yellowfin seabream), 3395 nucleotides. RefSeq names its product transmembrane protein 110, like (gene tmem110l). The transcript is spliced from 8 exons. Bases 255 to 1169 code for a protein of 304 amino acids. Gene Ontology annotation, cellular component: membrane. The record is from RefSeq and is a predicted model, not a curated record. NCBI's taxonomy places the organism in Eukaryota, Metazoa, Chordata, Actinopteri, Spariformes, Sparidae.
UCCCGUGUAGCGCACUUAACGGCCCGUGUUUUCGUUGUCAAAAACAUGGAUGUGAGUCAGAUAAUCGAUCCUGUGCAUCAUGAGAUGUAGCAUCAGCCACUGAAAAACACCGAAGGACAACUUUUAACUUGAUUAUAUCGCCGGAAGUUAAACUCUGGCGGUUUGUCGUCCUCGGUCACAGACAGUUGGCGGUUAAGCCCUUCUCAGCCCACCGAGGGAGCUCCUUUUGUCUCCCUUGUUUUUAUCGUGUCAACAUGGACAUGUAUGGCUACAGCGGGGUCUUCCUGGUGAAAAGAUUCCUGGACAAUGAGGUGUUUGAGGUCACCAACAUGUCCGACAUCAACAAGGCGAAUCCUCACGGCUGCGAUAACGGAGCUCUGACGGACCGGUUCGGCGUCUUGAUCCAGGGACUGCUGGCCAUCGUCGCCUUCAGUACGCUGAUGUUGAAGAGGUUUCGGGAGCCUGUGGGGAUCAGACGACCCUGGAGGAUCUGGUUUUUCGACACAUCCAAACAGGCCAUCGGUGCUCUUUUCAUCCACUUUGCCAACGUCUUCCUGUCAACGCUCACCAAAGAAGAUCCAUGCUCCCUGUAUCUGAUGAACUUCCUGCUGGACGCCACGUUGGGGAUGCUGGUCAUCUGGUUGGCGGUGAAGCUGGUGUCCAAACUGGUGGAGUACAAGCAGUGGACGCUGCUCAUGUUUGGAGAAUAUGGUGACCCUCCCCAGGCAGCAGCAUGGUUGGGUCAGUGUGGCAUCUACCUGCUCAUCAUGGUUCUGGAGAAAGGCGUGAUCAGCCUGGUGCUGCUCGUCCCCGGAUGGUCCAAAUUGCAGGAAGUGUUGCUGAGCUACAUCUCUAACCCUCAGCUGGAGCUGGUGCUGGUCAUGCUCAUCGUGCCCUUCAUAGUGAACUCCAUCAUGUUCUGGGUGGUGGACAGCCUGAUGAUGAGGAAGUACAAGACGAUGAAGAGCCUGGACGACUCCUACGACAGCUCGGUGAAGAAGGCCGACUCGCUGCCCCGGGCGAACAGCGAGGAGUCGCGGGUCCUGCUGACCGUGGAGACCGACACAGACGAGGCUUCAGAAGGGGAAGAAGAUGUCGGUGCUGUUGGACCGAUCCCGAAUGUGCACUACUCUGGAGGACCGCUGAGACCCAGCUGGGUGAUGGUGUAAACCCAGGUGACCUCCUCCACGUCUGUCUGCUAUCCACACACACAAAUCUCACUUAAGAGCCUCAAUAUGAGCAAAAAAACACAAAAACCGUGCAUCCUUAUCUCUGUUAAAGGUCUAACUAUCAGCCUUCUUGUAAGCAAAGGCACAAUUUAAAGGUCAUGUAACCUGCGAAUGUGAACACUACAACCUGAGCUGCCUUCCUCUGCACUGAAGGUAUGAACUGGAGCUUGACAUGCAUGUUGAUCUAAUAGCAUUUAAGGGGUCUUGAAGCUCUUUAUCCUCUCACCUUGCUGCCUCCGUUCGCUGCGAGAGAACAUCAGAGAAAACCACAACUGAGCGCCUGUGGAGGGAGAUUAUUAAGCAGCGCGGCGCCUGCAGGGCAAGACGUGCGGGUGGUAAUGACGAAGACUGACAUAAAUCUGUCUUUUCUCCACACUGGGGAGUUUUGGGAAUGAUGUUGCUCUAAAGAGAGUUAUUUAUCACAUAUCAUAUUCCAAAGACGAGUAAAAUAUAUAUAUACAUAUAUAUAUGUAAGUGCUCUGAGACUUAAAUAUAAUCACUUCAAAACCACCUUUUUAAAGUUGUAAUUAUAGUCAUUCCUGCACGUUCUCCCUCCGGCUACUUAUUUUAAGUAUGAAAGGUGGUUAAUGGUCUUAUUUUUUACAACCGUGCACUUGUUGAUUAUCCUUUUUUAACUGCUGCAGUCAUGGCGGACCAAAGAAUGUUGAACACAGCAGUAACAUGGAACGUUUUUAGGUCUUUUUUUUUUUUUUUUUAAGAGACUGAUUUUAAAUAAAUACAGUGUAUGUAAGCAGGAAGUUGUUGCAUGUCAUAGUUGGGAAGGACCAGGUUACACUACGUUUCUGCAGUUAUUUGCAUAUUUGUCGUGUAGGACAGAGUGUUGAGGCCACUGCUGGGGGGGAAAUAACCCUGAGAUUUUCAGAAUAAAGCUGAAAAGUUCUAGUCAAGGUCAAGUGUUUCUAAAAAAAUCUACACUGUGAAACCUGGCAAAUUGACUUUACUUGAAUAAAAUUGAGGAAACUAAUUACCCUCAAAAUUACAAAGUAAAGUCGACUAAUGAUUUUAAGUUGUUAAAACUAGAACCCGAUGUUUGUGUUCGACUCUCCUAAAGGAAUAGUUUGGGAAAGUUUGUAUGCUAAAUAUGAAGCUACAUCUCGUAUUUGAUUUGAUUAGCUUAGCUUAGCAUAACGACUGGAAACUGAGGGAAACAAGCUAGCCUGGCUGUGUCUGAAGUUCACUAAUUAGCACUUUUUAAAUGUAAAUGCACCUUUUUGUACCAUGGUUGCGUCAUACUGUCUCAUACUUGUUGUAUCAGUUAGUCACCCUUUAAAAAAACAGAACUGGUUGAAUGCUUAAAAUUUGACAAAAUAUUAUGUCCUGUAUAUUUUUGCUGCAACUGGACUAUGUUCAGAGGCAGGCUAGCUGUUUCCCCCUGUUUCCAGUCCUUGUGCUAAGCUAAGCUAACAUCUCCUGGCUCUAGUUUUAAAGUUGGAAUCUGAUUGUUAUUGAUCUCUGGCAAGGAUUUUAAAUAAGCGUGUUUCUGAAAUUGUCAAGCUAUUUUCAUCUUAAAUGACAUUCUGUGAUUAGAGAUUUUUGGUAGUGAUAUCUAACAAAUAUGAUGACCCUAACCAUCAUGACAGUCUGACUCAAAAUAUUUAUUUCUCAAAAUAUUCAGACCUUAUUCUCAAAAUCUCAGAUUUUCCUAGUAAUACUCUCAGUGGGAUCAGAUGGUAGCUUUGUAUUAAACUUAAUCGGCACAUUUCUUUUAUUUAUUCUGUAUCUAUUUUGUAUGUAUUUGACUUUAUAUAUAAAUAUAUAUUGUGGUCCAAUCUGUGGUAUGAACAUUGGAAUAGGACGUUUUUAUGAUGGAAGAAUAUUGAGUCAUCAUCAGUGAUUCAGGAUGAAUUUAGUACGUGAUCGACUUUUUCUUUAUAUGUUCUGCUUUUUAUCAUCAGAACGUUUCCAUCCUGUUACGGUUUGAAAGCCAAAAUUUUGAGACAUUCCGUCUGCAAUGUUUUAUUUUGUAUUCCAGUGAAUCUUGUAUGUAUGUAUUUUUUUUUAUUUUAUAAACCAGAUAAUGAACAUGUGUAUAAAAUGGCACAGCACGGGCCGAAGUGUUAUUAUACGGCCGUAAACUGCCACGGUGCUUCUUACCGAAUGUAUCUCUUUAAUCUGUGCUAUGAAUAAAGAUGAUUGACACAUGAA